AUGCGUAUUCCCGUAGACCCGAGCACCAGCAGGCGCUUCACACCCCCCUCCACGGCCUUCCCCUGCGGCAAGAUGGGAGAGAACAGCGGGGCGCUGGGGGCCCCCGCGCCGGGCGCCCGCGCUCGGCCCGAGGUCCGCUCCGUCGUGGAUGUACUGGCCGACCACGCCGGAGAGCUGGUGCGCACCGACAGCCCCAACUUCUUGUGCUCCGUCCUGCCGUCCCACUGGAGGUGCAACAAGACGCUGCCCGUCGCCUUCAAGGUCGUAGCCCUCGGAGAUGUUCCCGAUGGGACCGUGGUCACGGUGAUGGCGGGGAACGACGAAAAUUACUCGGCGGAGCUGCGCAACGCCUCCGCCGUGAUGAAAAACCAAGUAGCAAGAUUUAACGACCUCAGAUUUGUUGGGAGAAGCGGCAGGGGAAAAAGCUUCACCCUGACCAUCACCGUGUUCACCAACCCCACCCAAGUCGCCACCUAUCACCGAGCCAUCAAAGUGACCGUAGAUGGACCCCGGGAGCCACGAAGGCACAGACAAAAACUAGAAGACCAAGCCAAACCCUUCACCGACCGCUACGGGGAGCUGGAACGGCUGCGCCAGUCCAUGAGAGUCACCCCGACAACACCCAACCCUCGUGGAUCCCUCAGCACCCCGAGCCACUUCGGGUCCCAGGCUCAGACUCCAAUACAAGGCACGUCAGACCUGAGCCCCUUCUCUGACCCCCGGCAGUUCGACCGCUCCUUCCCGACGCUGCCGGCGCUCACCGAGACCAGGUUCUCCGACCCACGGAUGCAUUAUCCCGGCGCCAUGUCCGCUGCCUUCCCCUACACCGCCACCCCCUCGGCCACGGGCAUCGGGGGCAUCAGCAUGACCAGCAUGCCCACCACGACACGCUUCCACCACACCUACCUGCCGCCCCCCUACCCCGGCUCCACGCAGAACCAGAGUGGACCCUUCCAGGCCAACCCCUCUCCCUACCAUUUGUACUACGGCACGUCCUCGGGCUCCUACCAGUUCUCCAUGGUGGCGGGCGGCGAGCGCUCGCCCACCCGGAUGCUCUCGUCCUGCACAAGCGCCUCAGCAGGGAACAACCUAAUGAAUCCCACCCUGGGCAAUCAGAACGACGGGGUGGACGCGGACGGGAGCCACAGUAACUCACCCACGACCAUGACGACUACUGGGAGGAUGGAUGAGUCGGUCUGGAGACCCUACUAGGAGGAACUCAGCUGUGCACCAAUGUCUUUUAACUCAAUCAGCCACCUUUUGCUCCUUUUGGUAGUGACCAGAGCAUAGUGAUGCCUAAACCAAAGUCUCCCAAACCAAAAGCAAACCAGGAUCCUCUGUAUGCAAGCACGGGCAAACAUCAAGCAAAGACGGACCAGGACCUAUGUUACAUUUCAAGAUGAACAUCCACGAGGCUUGAUGUGGUUCCCUUUGUGUGUCUUAAGUAUGUGGAUUGUACAUAGGGGGGGGAAAAAAAAAGGACAUGUGGAAUCAGAUGUUUGUUACUCACAGAACACUUCUCAGUCAUCUCACUCACACCUCUCCCCCUCAGAAAGAGUGAAGAAAAGCUUCACCCUUCCUCUGCAAAAUGAUUCAGAGAAGAGAAAAGACCAGGGAGUUGCCCAAACCAUCUCUCUGCCAGAGCAA
This is a messenger RNA of Pipra filicauda (Wire-tailed manakin), 1647 nucleotides long. It is a transcript of the gene RUNX3, whose product is annotated as RUNX family transcription factor 3. NCBI's taxonomy places the organism in Eukaryota, Metazoa, Chordata, Aves, Passeriformes, Pipridae. Gene Ontology annotation, biological process: regulation of cell differentiation; hemopoiesis; regulation of transcription by RNA polymerase II. The coding region runs from base 1 to 1212 and encodes 403 amino acids. Gene Ontology annotation, molecular function: RNA polymerase II cis-regulatory region sequence-specific DNA binding; DNA-binding transcription factor activity, RNA polymerase II-specific; ATP binding. The record is from RefSeq and is a predicted model, not a curated record. The transcript has 5 exons. Gene Ontology annotation, cellular component: nucleus.